Messenger RNA from Onthophagus taurus, 616 nucleotides. RefSeq names its product Ribosomal protein S15 (gene RpS15). The record is from RefSeq and is a predicted model, not a curated record. Gene Ontology annotation, cellular component: cytosolic small ribosomal subunit; ribosome. Gene Ontology annotation, molecular function: structural constituent of ribosome; RNA binding. Gene Ontology annotation, biological process: translation; ribosomal small subunit assembly. Lineage: Eukaryota; Metazoa; Arthropoda; Insecta; Coleoptera; Scarabaeidae.
GUACCCUUGGUUAUUAUUACAGCUAACUUCCUUUCUCAACAAACCAUAGUGUUUGUGACAUUUGCAGAUUUUAAAUCUAUAGAUUUCUUUGGUUUUCCAACACCAUCGAUUAAUAAAAACCAUAAUGGCAGAUAAAGUUGAAGAGCCCAAGAAAAAGAGGACUUUCAGGAAGUUUACCUUCCGCGGAGUCGAUUUGGAUCAACUGCUCGAUAUGCCAAAUGAGCAAUUAAUGGAACUUAUGCAUGCGAGGGCACGUAGGCGUUUUAACAGGGGUUUAAAACGCAAACCAAUGGCUUUGGUGAAGAAACUCCGUAAAGCUAAAAAAGAAGCCCCACCAAAUGAAAAGCCGGAAAUUGUGAAAACGCAUCUCCGUAAUAUGAUUAUCGUCCCGGAAAUGGUUGGGUCAAUUGUUGGUGUUUACAACGGAAAGACUUUUAAUCAAGUUGAAAUUAAGCCUGAGAUGAUUGGACAUUAUCUUGGGGAAUUUUCUUUAACAUACAAACCUGUUAAGCACGGUAGGCCAGGUAUUGGUGCUACUCACAGCUCGCGAUUUAUUCCUCUUAAAUAAAGUGGAAAAUUAGGUUUUUUGACAAUAAAAUGAUUUAAAAAAUAAAAA